Molecule: messenger RNA, 639 nt
Organism: Colletotrichum abscissum
Lineage: Eukaryota; Fungi; Ascomycota; Sordariomycetes; Glomerellales; Glomerellaceae
Exons: 1
Coding region: 1-639 (212 amino acids)
Source: RefSeq, a predicted model, not a curated record
AUGACCUCAAAACCGUCAUCGGAUGAAUCUACCCCGCCAGAUACCGGGUCAAUGAAUAGUUUGAAGCGGCUUCAUGCGCCGCAGAACUACUUGCGCAUCCCAGGCCUCACGUUUGACGAUAUCCCGGGCCUCAUCCCACCUGAACACUCUGCGGCUCUCUACUAUCUUCAACCCAAAGACUUCAAUCUCAAUCUCUCAUGGGGUGAAUACUAUAGAAAGUUAGAGCCCUUCGAUUGUGUAGCCAAAAAGUUGGUCGACGUGUUUGAUUACUCCAUCCAAGAGCUCAAAGAAGGCAUCGAACCCAAAGUCAUGAGACUGAGACAUGACACCGUUGGAGACGAUGAUCCCGAGCCAGAUGCCUCCUUUUGGGACGAUUUCUUCGAGCGAGUGCUUGGUAAUCUUGGCCAUGAGGCCGAGAAGUUUGGCAUGACCUCUUUAGACGUCAUGUGGAUUGUUUACUUAUACACCAGUGCUUGGGAAAGUACGUCUCUGUCGUGUAGAAACCAGAAGGCGGGGUACUGGCGCAAGGCGAAUCUUCAUCACUUGCAUGAUUUGCUGCCUGAGUGGGUUGAGAUGUUGAAGACUAAAAGGUUGAGGUGGACAACUGUCUUUGGCGAACUGUUUGGAAUUGGGCGAUGA